Messenger RNA from Punica granatum (pomegranate), 2578 nucleotides. Lineage: Eukaryota; Viridiplantae; Streptophyta; Magnoliopsida; Myrtales; Lythraceae. The record is from RefSeq and is a predicted model, not a curated record.
CGAAAAUGAACAUAACAAGUCACGGUGAGGACAAAAUCGAAAAAGAAAAAGGAUUUAAGACGGAAGUGAAAGAACAACUAAAAGGUGGGGACUACUUUUCACUCUUUCCAUCUUUACGUGCAGUAGAAAAGCAACUUUCAUGGCUGCAAUGGACGAGACGGUCCCUAGCCGAUUAAAAAAAAAAAAAAAAGGACAAGACGGUUCCGGGACGCACCGUUGCGACAGUUGGUUGACACUUCUUCCCGGCCCAAAAAAAAAAAAAAAAAGGCUCCAGUGCGUACUCUUAUUCUCUAAAAAGACUGCCACAGUCACUCAGCAUUUGACAACGAGAGAAGCAGAGAUGACUACAGGAGGCAAUCUCCCUCACAAAUCUCGACAUGAACAUCAUCUUCAACUGUCAUCACCCUCCGCCGGUUACGUCAAUCACAGGGCUGGUGUGAUGGAGCUUGAGGCGGUCGCUUCUGAACUUCUUGCACUGAGACGGUUAUAUGAGCUUCUCCAAACAAGUGAAGAUGGAGAACUUGAUUCUGUUGCAGGACAUUUAGAUGACAGUGCACGAUCAUUGCUAAAGGAUCUACUUGAUCAGGCAUCAGAAAGACUUCUUAAAACAUAUUCGCAGAUUCUAACUGACCAAUUAAGUACACGAGUGGCAUCUUCUGCUUCCUCUUCAAAGCAGCCUGCCGAUUCAACUCAGGCAGCGAGAAAUUCUCUUGUUACCCCAAAUAUAGAAAGUGAGUCGAGCUUCCAGAAAACCAUCUCAAACAAGGAUGAUAUAACCACCGCCAGAGAAGCGUCUCAGUUUCUUGGAGUCUCUUCGAACAAACCUGGAAUCUUGAACAGACGCUGCAGUAUCUGCCUCCAACACAGAACGAUGCAGCAGGUCUCACCAGAGGUUGCAAAUGCAAGACCUUUGACAGAGAAAGAGACCCAACAAGACAAUCAUCUUUACAAAUCAAAUGUUCCCGUUGAAGAUUCAAAUCUCUUUCGCACUGCAUCAAAGAGUAAUGAGAAGCCACCAAAGCAGAAGAUUCAGCCCAAAAACUCUACAUCAGUUAAAGCACAUAGCACGAAAGAAGAGAUCUCCCCACGCAGAGAUAUAGCUUAUGCAAUCAAGCGGAUUGAGGCCCAGAUUUUGGUUCUGCAGCAUCUCUCGCGACUUGCUGGAAGACAUAUGGCAGAUCCUUCUAAGACAGGCAAGCAAGUUACAAGAAAGCCGGCAAACUUCCCAAGUCCUCAGAGGGAGAAUAACAAAUCUACCGCUAGGAUGGCACGAAGAACUGAGACUCCCCUUCGGAGCAUGAGUCAGGUUCCGAAACUAACCACUGGGACUUCCAGCCAGACUAGCGACUUUGGGCAUGGGUUUCGUGUCCCACAGGGCGUGGCUGAGAUGGAGAUGAGUCCUAAUCAGACAGACAACGAGGAGUCAGUCGAGGGGGUAGUGCAACCGAGGCAGUUUGCUCCAACUCAUGAUGUGAUACACUCCGCAACUACUUCUGGUUCUAGUAACCAAUACUAUGCGACUACUGCUGGUUCCAGUAACCGAAAAUUGAUGAUAGGGAAUAACUUAAUUGGUCGUGUGAAUAAUCAUGGACCAGCUCUAAUAGAACAAAGGGUUGAUAAGAGGAGGUCUUCAGAAGGGAAUAGUGGCCGCAAGAUCAGUCGUCCUAUGCCAACAAAAAGAGAUCGGCCAUGUCAGAUUGAAUCAGAGGAAAGCAGCUUACGUUCUCAGGAUUCCUCUUCAUACAGUACUAGCUGGAUAAGCAGUCAGCGGACCAGCCCGAGCAGCAGUUACACUGGUGAGGAUUACUUGCGAUCGUAUACAGAUUCCUCUAAAGGAAGUGAAAGUGAAUCAGAGGAUAGCAGCUCAUUUUCUUCGGAUUCGGUUCCAAGCUUACAAGGGCACAUGCAACCUCGGCUUAAGGAGGUCAGCCCCAGGAGGAAAUUCCAAUCGCCGAAUCCCAGGAAAGAGAUUGGGAAGCUCAGAAAGAUCAAAAACAAGUUGGGGCUUAUAUUCCAUCAUCACCACCAUCACCACCAUCACCAUCACCAUGAAAACGAAGAAGAUAGAGUUCACAACAAGUCCAAGUGGACGAACAUGAAGAAGAACGUUCUUCACGGUCCAAGAGGGAGAGAGAUAGUACAAAAGUCGAAGAAGUCAUUGGGCAAAAGAAGCCAAGGAGGGCACUUUCAUGCACUUGUAGAGGGACUCCUGAGGCACGUUGGACACAAGAAGAAGAAGAAAUUACGAGCCCCUGAUCCGAAUGGCUUAAGGAGGAAUAGCAAGAAGAAGAAAAAGAAGAAAUUGCCUUGGUGGCAGAUGAUGAGGCGUCGAGGUGGAGUGAAGCUCCCUAAAGGAGGACGGCGACCCAAGCUAAAGUUACCCAACAAACGGCCAAUGCCAUAGCUUGAAGCACUGAAUAGAUGGGUUAUUCAAAUGUUCUCACUGAAGUACCUUGGAUGUCUUUAGACAUAUAUGUGCACUUUCAGCUUGUCUGUUUGCAGCAUUUGUUUCUUGAUGUGCAAUUCAACUUUGAAUCUUUAGAGAUCUUACAAGUGGAACAACUCUCUUAAACAUCAU